AUGUAUUAUCAUUCUUCUUGUGUUUUGUUGCAUCAACAAAAGUUUAUUACUGAUUUACUUGUUGAUUUCGAUUGUUCUGUUGUGUCUUCUGUUGUGUGGCCAUUGUAUUUAACUGUUAAGUUGCACCAUGAUAUUGGUGAUUCUCUGCCUAGAUCUGAUAUAUAUCACAACCUUAUACAGAAGCUUAACUUUCUCACCCAUACUCGCCCUAAUAUUUGUUUUGCUGCCCAACAACUUACUCUGUUUCUUCACACACCUAAAGUCCCUCACAUGACUGCAACUUUACAUGUUUUACGAUACUUAAAGGGCACUUAUGAUGUUUGUCUUUUUCUUAAUGAUUCUGCUGAUUGUUCUUUGAUUGGCUACUGCGAUAGUGAUUGGGCUGCCUGCCCUGAUUCUCGCCACUCUGUUAGUGGUUUUUGUGUGUUCUUUGGGGGGGUGGUGGUGGUGGUGGUGGUGGUGGUGGUGGUGGUGGUAGUCUUAUUAGUUGGAAGUCUAAGAAAUAAUAAGUGGUUUCUUUAUGGAAUUUUUACCUCAUAUAGCAAAGGUUGA
Messenger RNA from Nicotiana attenuata, 552 nucleotides. RefSeq lists its product as uncharacterized. The transcript has a single exon. The coding region runs from base 1 to 552 and encodes 183 amino acids. The record is from RefSeq and is a predicted model, not a curated record. Lineage: Eukaryota; Viridiplantae; Streptophyta; Magnoliopsida; Solanales; Solanaceae.